This is a messenger RNA of Linepithema humile (Argentine ant), 834 nucleotides long. It is a transcript of the gene l(1)10Bb, whose product is annotated as BUD31-like protein. Gene Ontology annotation, cellular component: spliceosomal complex; nucleus. The record is from RefSeq and is a predicted model, not a curated record. Lineage: Eukaryota; Metazoa; Arthropoda; Insecta; Hymenoptera; Formicidae. Gene Ontology annotation, biological process: mRNA splicing, via spliceosome.
GUAACCUUCUCUCUAUAGAUCUUGGCAGCGUUGCAUGCAUUGGUUUAUGCGUUGCAUAAUGUCGCAUGCAGUGUGCAGCAGCCAUAGUGGUCAGGAAUGAAUGUAAACUAACGUGUCGAUUACUGACUGUUUUAUAUAUAUAAGUACUUAAACGUGCAAUUUUUAAGAGAAAAUAAAAUAUGCCGAAAGUAAGACGAAGCAAAAAACCGCCACCAGAUGGUUGGGAACUUAUUGAACCAACUCUAGAAGAAUUGGAGCAAAAAAUGCGCGAAGCCGAAACCGAGCCUCACGAAGGCAAAAGGAAGCAAGAAUCUUUAUGGCCGAUAUUUAAAAUUCACCAUCAGAAAUCUCGUUAUAUAUACGAUUUAUUUUAUAGGAGAAAAGCCAUCAGUCGCGAAUUGUAUGAUUAUUGUCUGAAUGAAAAUAUUGCAGAUAGAAAUUUGAUUGCCAAGUGGAAGAAAGUCGGCUAUGAAAACUUGUGUUGUUUACGAUGUAUUCAGACGAGAGACACGAAUUUCGGUACAAAUUGCAUCUGCAGAGUACCAAAAGGCAAGCUUGAAGAAGGCCGAAUAGUAGAAUGCAUACAUUGUGGUUGCAGAGGAUGUUCAGGUUGAACACGGCACUUUUGUACUCAAUAUUCACUCGCAGCGUGUCAGCAUUUUUCCGAAAGGCAGAGAUCACGAUAUCGGUACCAAAACGCAUUCUCGGCAAAUGCAUCAGUUUCUCCUCUCCAUCCAUAAAGAUUUUACCUCGAGGUGUGAUCAUCAAUGACGCUGCUCUUUUUAAAGUAUCAUGAUUACCUUGCGGAUUGCAAACUAACGCAAUACCUUCAUU